Messenger RNA from Camellia sinensis, 713 nucleotides. Its product is annotated as SSUH2-like protein. Lineage: Eukaryota; Viridiplantae; Streptophyta; Magnoliopsida; Ericales; Theaceae. The record is from RefSeq and is a predicted model, not a curated record.
CUAUUAUAUUACAUCACACACUAUUUUUCUUUGUUAAUAAUUUUCUGAUUGAAUUCUUGGUUCCUAGAGAGGGGAUACAUGGGAUACCAUUAAGAGAAAUAUUACAAGAUAAAAAGAGAAAUGGCUAAGACUUUUAUUUGCUUCAACAACUGGAUGACUUUGCCUGCAGCAGCUGCAUAUGCAUAUGCAUUACCAAUUCGCGUUCAUCCGAAUGUGCAUAAAAGUGAUAUUAAUCAGCAACAACAUCAACAUAGAGGCCGCCCGAGUUCUACUACUAGUACUACUUUUACCACAUGUGCAACCAAAUCUGGUGGCUUCUUUGUCAACUCAAUCAUAAAAAGGUGCCAAACAUGUGGAGGCCAAGGUGCGGUUGAGUGUUCUGGAUGCAAGGGUACAGGAAAGAAUAAAAAGAAUGGGAACAUCUUUGAGCGUUGGAAAUGCUUUGAUUGCCAAGGAUUUGGGUUAAAGAGUUGUCCCAGCUGCGGAAAAGGCGGGUUAACACCAGAGCAAAGAGGAGAGAGAUAAUGUGUAUGUCUUGCUUAUGUAUAUACAAUAAAUAGCUUUCGUGCACAACUCUGUAACUUAUAAAUUUCAAAAUAUUAACUGAACACAUGUUUACAAAGAGUUGAGAAGUUCAUGCCUUGUAGCAUAAUUUGUAUCUGUUAUUGGAUAUCCCUUAUAAUAAGCAAUUAUAUUUAGAGUAUUGCUACUUA